This is a messenger RNA of Pyricularia pennisetigena, 594 nucleotides long. RefSeq lists its product as uncharacterized. NCBI's taxonomy places the organism in Eukaryota, Fungi, Ascomycota, Sordariomycetes, Magnaporthales, Pyriculariaceae. The transcript is spliced from 3 exons. Bases 1 to 594 code for a protein of 197 amino acids. The record is from RefSeq and is a predicted model, not a curated record.
AUGGCGCUCAUAUCAGCCAGGACAAUCAUCACCUCUCUAUCCCUAUUUCAUAUCACUCUGGGCUACUUUUUCCUCACAAGCCCCAUCACCGUCGCCGACCAAGCGCUCGUGUGGGUGUUGGGCGAGGCUAUGGGCAUGCCCUUCGCCCGCGCCUUUGACUCGCAGUCGCCCUCUCUGGCCUUCCUGGCAGUCAUACUUGCCUUUGUCGGCAUCACUGAUCUCGUCACCCUCAGCCUGCCCGACGAGAUCUGCCUCGUUCACCACUGGGGUACACAAGCUCCGCUCCGAAUGUCCAUCUUUCUCUUCCUCGUCUUUUACACGUUUACGUUCUCGGCCUCGUCGCCGAUAUACGCCGGUGCGAACCCCCGCGGCAUCCUCACCCACCCGUCGGCGCACGUGCACAACCCCGGCUACAAGCCCGCGACGUGGGGCGGCGACGGCCUCAAGAACCGCGUCUUCUUCACCUUCGCCUUCCUGGAGCUGAUGUGUUGGUUCUGGGUCUGGGUUACACUUCGUGAGGAGCGCAAGGAGGUCCUCACCAGGAAGGCCAUGCGGAGGAGGGGUAGCCAGGGCAGCCACACUUUGCAGAAAUAG